UUUAGUGUGUUUUCGUGGUUUCGUUGAGUAGAACGUUUUAUAAUUCAAUCCAUCGCUUCAAUUGUUUGAAAGGUUUGAUUUCGGAAUAUAAUGUAUUGUAUAGUAGUGACGAUUGUGGCCCUAGCAUACAUAUUCUGGGAUGUAAAUUAUUUUUUGAGGGUUGCAUUCACAAUAGGUAUUGGAAGAUUAUUCCAUAAGAAAUGUGGAAUCAAUGAUUCUACUACAAUUUACGGCUUUUGCACUACUCAAGACGUUGACAUUUUCUUGAGGCACAUGAAUAAUGCCAGAUAUGUGAGGGAAUUAGAUUUUGCGAGAUUCCAUUUCUACGAUCGGACUGGUAUCUAUACAAAUAUAAAAGCUGUGGACGGUCACGCUCUACAAGGAGCAUCGAGUAUCCGUUAUCGAAGAACUAUACCAAUUUUCAGCCCAUACAAAGUUGAAACUAAGCUGGUUUACUGGGAGGACAAAACUCUUUUCAUCGAGCAAAAGUUUAUAACUCUGAAUGAUGGUUUCGUGAGAGCCAUUGUGUUGUCACGACAAAACCUCCUUAAUGUAGACGCAGCUACAUUAUUCAAGGGGAUUCCAGGAGCUGAUCAGAAACUUGAAUGUCCAGAAGAAAUUAAGCAUUGGCUUCAAUCUAUUGAGGUAUCGAGCGCCAAGCUCCGGAAAAAGGAUUAAUAUUUUCUCGUAAAUGAUUUGUGAUAAACACAAUCCUAUAUAAUUUAUUUACUUGCUUUGUUCUAAAUCUGAAUUUGGGAGGGAUGGUUUUAGGUUAUUAAAAAUAAUGAUGUAAAGAA
Bombyx mandarina (wild silkworm) is the source of this 797-nucleotide messenger RNA. RefSeq names its product protein THEM6-like. Lineage: Eukaryota; Metazoa; Arthropoda; Insecta; Lepidoptera; Bombycidae. The record is from RefSeq and is a predicted model, not a curated record.